AUGGCAGAGUCCCCAUCGAAGAAACGACAGGCAAGCUUUUAUAUGCACUCGAUGCUAGCUGGAGGAAUUGCCGGGGGCGUUGCGAAAACUGCCGUUGCACCCCUGGAUCGUAUAAAGAUUUUGUUUCAAACACAUCACCAUGAGUACAAGCAGUUUUCUGGGGAUUGGCGCGGUGUCUAUCACGGCCUUCGUCACAUCAUUCAUAGCCAAGGUUUUCUGGCAUUGUAUCGGGGCAAUUCGUUGACGCUGGCUCGGGCCGUACCUCACGCCGCACUGGGAUACACAGUAUAUGACACGGUGUCGCAGAUUAUGAUGCCUACACCUCCAGACCAAACGCCUUUUCGUCGAAUGGUCGCAGGCUCCAUUGCAGGUGUUUCUGUCUUGCCAAUAACGUAUCCCUUCGAACUUGCUCGGGUGCGGAUGGCGAUUACGACGCAGCGCCUUGCCGGGCGACCUAGUAUUUCACAAGUCUUUCGCCACAUCUACAACGAAAAACCGUUGCUGACACCUGGUGGCAUGGCCAACUUCUACCGAGGUUUCGCUGUCACUCUCGCCGGCACGAUACCUUACCGCGGCGGCAUCUUCCUAGCUUGGGAAACACUCAAUCAAUACAGCAAUCGCCAUUUGUCUGCUCGAUUCCGUGAGCGACAUCGCCACAAACUUCAUUUGCUUAUUGGCGCGAUCGCGGGUACUUCGGCUCAAAUUAUCACAUACCCGCUCGAGGUUAUACGGCGCAUCCAGCAGGCCGGAGGCCAUGGGCUCUCAAACUCGAAUCAACCCCUAGGAGUCUGCCACACUAUGAGCACCAUCUGGCGGCUGAAUGGGUGGCGGGGAUAUUAUGUUGGACUGGGGAUUGGUUUAAUUAAGCAAGUACCCAUGCACAGUAUCUCGCUAUCCGUAUGGCAGGCCGCUAAGACCGUCCUCGGAAUAUAA
Messenger RNA from Cyclocybe aegerita, 933 nucleotides. The record is from the annotation of a GenBank genome assembly. NCBI's taxonomy places the organism in Eukaryota, Fungi, Basidiomycota, Agaricomycetes, Agaricales, Hemipholiotaceae.